AUGUCCCUGAGGAGCCACCUCUCGCGUCUCCUCCGGACGCAAGUGCACUCCGUCCGGAAGAAGUCUGUCCACUCCGUGGCUGUCAUUGGAGCCCCAUUCUCCCAGGGACAGAAAAGAAAAGGAGUGGAAUAUGGUCCUGCUGCUGUAAGAGAAGCUGGCUUGAUGAAAAGGCUCUCGGAUCUGGGCUGCCACCUUAAAGACUUCGGAGAUUUGAAUUUUACUCCAGUUCCCAAAGAUGACCUCUAUAACAACUUGAUAGUAAAUCCUCGCUCGGUGGGCCUGGCCAACCAGGAGCUGGCGGAGGUGGUGAGCCGAGCUGUGGCGGGUGGCUACAGCUGCGUCACAGUGGGAGGCGACCACAGCCUGGCAAUUGGUACCAUCAGUGGCCAUGCCCGACACUGCCCAGACCUUGGUGUGAUCUGGGUUGAUGCCCAUGCUGACAUCAAUACACCCCUCACCACUUCAUCUGGAAAUCUACACGGACAGCCAGUUUCAUUUCUCCUCAGAGAACUACAGGACAAGGUUCCACAGCUCCCAGGAUUUUCCUGGAUCAAACCUUGUAUCUCUUCCCCAAGUAUUGUAUAUAUUGGACUAAGAGACGUGGACCCUCCUGAACAUUUUAUUUUAAAGAAUUAUGAUAUCCAGUAUUUUUCUAUGAGAGACAUAGAUCGACUUGGUAUCCAGAAGGUCAUGGAACAGACAUUUGAUCUGCUGAUUGGCAAAAGACAAAGGCCAAUCCAUCUGAGUUUCGAUAUUGAUGCAUUUGACCCUACACUGGCUCCAGCCACAGGAACCCCUGUUGUAGGGGGACUGACCUAUCGAGAAGGCAUGUAUAUUACUGAGGAAAUACACAGUACAGGGUUGCUCUCGGCCCUGGACCUCGUUGAAGUCAAUCCUAGGUUGGCCGUGUCAGAGGAGGAGGCCAAGGCUACAGCCAGCCUGGCAGUGGACGUCAUUGCUUCGAGUUUCGGGCAGACGAGGGAGGGAGGGCAUGUUGUCUACGACCAACUUCCUACUCCCAGCUCACCAGAUGAAUCAGAGAGUGAAGAACGUGUAAGAAUUUAG
Messenger RNA from Rangifer tarandus platyrhynchus (Svalbard reindeer), 1065 nucleotides. NCBI's taxonomy places the organism in Eukaryota, Metazoa, Chordata, Mammalia, Artiodactyla, Cervidae. The record is from the annotation of a GenBank genome assembly.